UUGGGCUUGUGGAACCCGGACACCGAAAAUGGAUCUUAACUUUGUCAGUGAUUUUCAAGUGCAACUUUAGCGAAACUUUUGGAGGCGGUUUUCCUACGCGGCUGAAGUAGAGAAUUGGAAUAAAGUGAACACUUACGCGACUGGACGUUUGUCUCCAUCUGCAUGUGUGUGUCCAGCAGGAGAAAGAGGGGCUUUAUUGGAAAUUCUCGAACCCCCAGUGGGACGCUCUCGGCUUUCAGCUCUCCUCUGCAGUUUUUCCAGGGAAAGCAGAAUUUGCUGGGAUCAAUUUAGGGCCACACAAACUGAUGCAGACGGGCACGAUUCUCUAAAAGGGGCUUGCGUGUGCAGAGUGAGGGACACUCUCAAUGCCCGUGGACAUGCAGCCGCACCAGGGGCUGUAUCACUACAACACCACUGUCAAUCAGCCGAGCAAAGGUCUGGUGCCAUCUGUACGAUUGCUGUACAGUGAGGCGUCACCUGUGCGUGUGGCGCCCACUUGUGGCCAACCUCCACACAGCAGAGCAAUGUACAACCCCUCACUUACCCCCGGAGCCUGCAUGGAUCCUUAUAUGCGGCCCCCACAAGGACCCCUGCCCCACGGCAUGCUGGGACACCGAGGCAUGCCCCCACCUGAAGGUGGCAGUGGCCCAUCCUACUGUAGCCAGACUAACAUGAUGUCAGCUCAUCAUAGCUUCCCUCACAACCAGUCAGGCACAGAGCAUAUGGGCUCAGGAGAUGGUUCCCGAUUCUCCACCCCUCGUUCGGUACUGAAGCUGAGCAAAAAGCGGGCGUUGUCCAUCUCUCCCCUGUCUGACGCCAGCGUGGACCUGCAGACGGUCAUUCGCACCUCUCCUAACUCCCUGGUGGCAUUUGUUAACUCUCGCUGCGGGCAAAACCCCGCUAGCUCAUAUGGGCACCUGUCUGUGGGGGCCAUGAGUCCAUCGAUGGGUUACUCGAGCUCAAUGAACUACCAGUCCAGGCCUCCAGGGACCAUGUAUGGAACACCCCUCGGUCACCCCCCUGCUCCUUACCAUGGUCCCCCAACUCGCCUGCCCCCCCACACCCCCCGGCUCCAUGCACCGCCCAAACAAGGACUUCUGAAGACAGAGUCUGUCUUAGGUGCUGUAAUGGAUGGCAUUAAUGUGAAGAGCUUAGAAGAACAUUCAGAAGGAGAUGUGGCCAGUCCAUCCUCUACUGGGACUCAGGAUCCUCUUCAUGGUCUCCUGGAGGGGCGAGAUGAUCUGGACAAAGAGGAGAAACCCGAGCCCGAGGCCAUCUAUGAGACCAACUGCCACUGGGAGAGCUGCAGCAAAGAGUUUGAUACCCAGGAACAACUUGUGCAUCACAUUAAUAAUGAGCAUAUCCAUGGUGAGAAGAAAGAGUUUGUUUGCCACUGGAAGGAGUGCUCACGUGAGCAGAGACCUUUUAAAGCUCAGUACAUGCUGGUGGUGCACAUGCGCAGACACACCGGCGAGAAACCUCACAAGUGCACUUUUGAGGGUUGCAACAAGGCAUACUCUCGUCUGGAGAACCUGAAAACACACCUGCGCUCACAUACUGGUGAGAAACCAUAUGUAUGUGAACAUGAAGGAUGCAAUAAGGCUUUCUCCAAUGCCUCUGACCGUGCCAAGCACCAGAAUAGAACACACUCCAAUGAGAAACCCUAUGUAUGCAAGAUCCCUGGAUGUACAAAGCGCUACACAGACCCGAGCUCGCUGCGCAAGCAUGUGAAAACAGUUCACGGGCCAGAAGCUCACAUCACUAAGAAACACCGCGGUGACACCGGGCCUAGACAGCCCGGCUCUGCCUUGACCCCCGCAGGGCAAGGCACAGACUUGCUAGUAGAGAAAGAGGAAAGGACCAGAGAGGAUUGCAAAUUGCUUGCUCCAGAGAAUACACCGAAGUCUCAGCCAAGUCCUGGUGGCCAGUCAUCUUGCAGUAGUGAGCGCUCUCCACUAGGGAGCGCCAACAACAAUGACAGUGGUGUGGAGAUGAACCUGAAUGCAGCGGGUAGUCUGGAGGACCUGACAGCACUGGAGGAUGGGGGAGGCACUGGAGCAGCUGAGUCCAAUGGAGGAGCUGGGUGUGGUGGCAUGGGCAUGUCUGCACAAGCCCUAAACCGGCUAGAGAACUUGAAGAUUGAUAAACUAAAGCAGAUUCGCAGGCAGACACCACCAGGAAGGGGUGUAGGAAAUAAACUACCAGCACUUUCAGCAUCAGGUGAGAUGAUUGCCAUCUGUGGCCCAUCCCCCUUGCUUUCUAACCGUCGUGUGUUGGAGCUAUCUACCCCUGAGCUGGGCGGAGGAGGUGGAGUUGGAGGAAUGGCUGUGCCCUGUCCACCCAAUGACCGCCGUGGAAGUGGCACCAGUAGCCUGAGUUCAGCCUACACAGUGAGCCGCCGCUCCUCCAUGGCUUCCCCUUACCUGUCCAGCCGACGCUCCAGUGAGGUUUCUCAGGUGGGCACUGGUGGGCAUUGCCAGUCUCACGUGGGAAAUGAUGCGGUGGACCCUUUAUCCCCAGAGAACAGCCGCAGAACCGGAUUGUGCCAGAGUGCUAGUGGGUUGCCAGGUCUUCCCACCCUCACUCCAGCACAGCAGUAUAGUUUGAAGGCUAAAUAUGCAGCGGCAACUGGCGGCCCACCACCGACCCCUCUACCCAAUAUGGAGCAGUCUGGGACGCCUGGCAGACGUGGUUUCUUGAAUGAGUAUGAGGGCCAGCCACUGCCACCUUUCCUCCAUCAAGGGGGUGUAAGGAGACAUAGUGCCAACACAGAGUACGGCACUGGGGUGAUCUAUCCACACCAAGCGCCUGGCAAUAACACACGGCGUGCCAGUGAUCCAGUGCGCUCUGGAGGUGAAUUGCAAAGCCUGCCCAGGGUGCAACGCUUCAACAGCUUGAGUAACAUGGGACGCCGCAAUGCCUUGCAGCACUGUGGAUCCGAUGCCAACCUCACCAGGCACAUCUACUCACCACGACCACCAAGCAUUACUGAGAAUGUGAUGAUGGAAGCCUUGGCUAUGGAGCCUCAGGGGAAUGCCACAGAGGGCAGAGAUCAGGGAAGAACAAUGCAAGGUCAAGAGCAGGCUUACAUGGGCUACCAGCACCACCCUCACACAGGCAACCAACUCUCCCCUGGACAUGAAGGCAUGGGGUGCCUAGAUCCAUCCUACCAGACUCAGAUUCAUGGGCAGUACCAGGGUCAGCGUGCAGAUGUCGGUGGAGGAGGAGCAAUGGGUCAAAACGACAUGGCAAACACUCUCCUCCAGCAAGCUGAGUACAGCAUGAGCACCUGUCAGCUCAGCCCCUCUGGACCACACUACCCCAGCCUGGGUCAGGCCAGUGAAGGACCAGGACCGUGGGGACAGAACAGCCAGCAUCACAGUCCUCAUGUGGGUGUACAAGCUGGCAUGCAGUUCCAAGACACAGGAAUGCAGGCACAGCAGUACCUUCAAGGUAUGUAUGAUCCAAAUGCCAACCACAACCAUCAGAGAGUCACUAUCAAACCAGAACAGUUCCAUUCAUCUAUGGGAGGGUCCAACGCCUGUCAGAAUGCCAAGCCUCUUCAACAGCACCACCAGCCUAAUGCUAUGGCGCUAUGCCAACAAGGAUACUUACCACAAACACAAGAGCAGAGUUUGAUGGGUAAAUCUUCCAACCCUGGUUGUGACUUCCGCCAUGGUCAGGUGAAGACCCAAGCUGAUCACGGUCAGCAGCAAAACCAUGCUGGCUCAUUCCCCAGUGGUGGAAGCCUGAGUCUUGGCUGUACAGGCUCUGCACUGGGUGAGGGCCACAGGUCCCAGACACCAAUGCUGCAGGUGAAAGAAAUGAUGGUGCGAAAUUAUGUGCAGUCACAGCAGGCACUCCUGUGGGAGCAGCAGCAAGAGCAGCAAGCUGCCAGCAGCAGUCUGUCUGGGAAGCCAGACAGUAUGGAGAUGGGAUCACAGCCAGUCAUGAUUCAGCAAGAUCAGCAAACCGGUCAAACCCUCUAUCAUAACAAUUACCAAGGCUACGCAAAUCAGAAUGUUAUGGGUUCUCCAGCACACAGUCGAGUAUCCAAUUCAGUGCCAGUAAAGGAGCAAAUGGUUGCCAUGCAGGGUUCCUGUUACAGCCAUGAUAUGGCACCUCAUCCACCUCAGGGUCAAAAAGCACUGAGUCGCCAGAACAGUCUUUCCCAGCAGGCAGGUGGGACGUUCUUGGGCAGCCCACCUCACCUGAGCCCUGGCCACCCCACUGCUAGCCCCAGGAGAGGAGUGCGGUUACCACCUGUUCAGCAACAGCAGCAACACGCAGAGAAUUUCUACUACUCAGGACAGAUCCACAUGCAUCAAAACAUGAGUAAGUCUCUGGAACCCCAGGAUCGACCUUGCAUGACCCAGCACCUUGCAGGAAUAGAAUCUUCCACAAAACCUGCAUCACUGGCCUAUGCUGAGUCUGCACCUAUGUCCAACACCUUGGAGAACCUGGACCUGGAGAAUGCUCAGAUUGACUUUGCUUCCAUCAUUGAUGAUCCAGAUCCUUCAUCCUACAGCCCGGUAAACCCAACCCUGGUGCACCAAACGUCUUCCUCCCAGACCUCCUCCCGUCUUACUACUCCUCAGAACAGCAUCACCCUUCCCUCUGGCCUCUCCAACAUGGCCAUCGGGGACAUGACCUCUAUGCUGACGUCCCUCGCUGGGGAAAACAAGUAUUUGAACACACUGUCUUAACAGGUCAUAAGAUGUGGACUAUCGUUCUGGCGAUAUUGACAACUAACUGACUAACUGCAGUCCUGAUGAAUGACCCUCAGUAAAACCAAAGGUUCCUAUGGACCUUCUUCCACUCACUGUUAGCAAUGAGCCGCACUAGACUUGGCUGGUCUUUAAGGAUGGAAUGAUUCUGCUUCUCUACAGGAUCUAAACAUUUCCAUUUGUUUGUUGUCAGUUUGUUGGUUUUGAUUUAUCAUGACUUUAUAAACAUACCUUGGGUUUCAUUAUCAAGACUAAAGGGAGAUUCCAGAUGCCACAAUGGCACUGUGAAGUGUAAAUAUCUUAUACCUUACAGCAAUGGACUAUAAAUUGAGAUAAUGAUACAAGAAAAAGCUAUCAUCUGCUUUUUGAAAUGUAGGGGAAUUAGCAAGAGAGUUAGAGAGAGCACAUUUUUAGGUAUUCUAAAAGCCACACCACUCUCUCAAACAGAGUAAACAGGUCUGAAGUGCCUUUUUUCCAUUAUGGCCUCCUUACAAGUAGAAUAUUGACUUACCGUCUAGAAAUAGACAGAAACAGUCAGACAGGUGAAUUACACAAGGCACAAAACUCUGAAACUCAUAUCAACCAGCAGUCCUAAUGCCUGUGUGCAGUGCAGUAUUCACAGCCUUAACAGAUGUUCUUAUUGAUGUUUAUUAUUCUUCAUGUGGCAAGACAGAAGAGCUGAGUGUAAAUUCAGUGGAAUCCAUUUGACUUAAAUGGCAAUUAAUAUUUUCCCCUCUUGUUUCUUUUCAGACAUGUACCUUCAGUCAAUUGGCACUGAGCUACUACUCUUUUUCCUUGUUUAAAGACCUAGAUACUCUAAGCUGAAUAUGGUCUGAAACAACUAUUAGUUUAUCACAACAUUAUUGGUUUCUCAUGUCUGUAAAGUGGUGUAAAGACAGACUUGACAGGCUGAAGAUUCAUUUGGAUUGCAGCAUUCAAUGCUGCCAUUGUCAAAAACAAACUUCCAUUUUAACCACAUUAAUAUUAUUGCUGUUGGUCUUUAGAGUGUAUGUUCAUCCUGUUGAGGUACAUACAUCAGCUAACAGUCUAACUUGUCGCUUCUCUUUAGUGUUUCCAGGGCCUAAACUAUACUAGCCUCCAAGCAUUGCACUGACAGCAGCACUGAGCUGAAGACAAAACCUGAAAAAACAUGAAUUAUUCUGUUUCUGUAUCGUUUCUUCCAGUAUGAUGUAUGGUCUUGCAUUCAGGCAAUAUCCAGUUGACAAGCUAAAGAUCUUCACAUCCUUUGCUUUAGCACACUGUCCUUGUGUUAGUGUUCGCAAGAGUGUGAAGAACUCUUUUCCUGAAUCUUAAAUAAGUAUUAAAAAGGGGCAGGGUAUGGCUGCAACCCCUGACCACCCCUAGUGUUUCAAGCACAGCCAUCAAUGGCAUACCAAAGAUGCCAUGCACUGAGCAGAGUGCAUGCACACCCUGUCAUACCAGUAACAGAAUCAUGUGGCCGCACCUCCAUAGUGCUACAUUAGAGAAUGUAAUUGUUUUCUUUUUUUUCCCCUGGGUUUUGCAUUUCUCUGUGUGUUUUCUAUCACAGUUUAAAUAUUUUGCUGGCAAAAGCAUUAGUAAUGCAAGUUUAUGAAUUUAGCAGGUGUUACAUCUAUUUACAGGAAACCAAGUGAUAUAUUUUUUCCAUACCAUUUUCUACAUUUUUAUAUAAGAGUAAAGGUACUAUAUUUUACCCUUUUAUUAAUAAACACAGCCUGUGAUGGAAAUAAAGCCUGUGUUGUGUUGUCACACAUCUCUUAAUAAAAACUGUACAUCAGAUAUGCUUACUCAAAAAGGGGGGCAGUUACGAUAAAUCUAAUAUGAUGCCAUGUUAUUAAGGGGAAUGCAGUCAAACAAACUCAUAUGAAGACAAGG
Electrophorus electricus (electric eel) is the source of this 6602-nucleotide messenger RNA. It is a transcript of the gene gli1, whose product is annotated as GLI family zinc finger 1. Gene Ontology annotation, biological process: regulation of transcription by RNA polymerase II; smoothened signaling pathway. Gene Ontology annotation, cellular component: nucleus. Gene Ontology annotation, molecular function: RNA polymerase II cis-regulatory region sequence-specific DNA binding; DNA-binding transcription factor activity, RNA polymerase II-specific. The record is from RefSeq and is a predicted model, not a curated record. NCBI's taxonomy places the organism in Eukaryota, Metazoa, Chordata, Actinopteri, Gymnotiformes, Gymnotidae.